GGGACAGUGUCUGAAGGUGGGUAUGGCCUGACAAAACGACGUUGCAGCCAUCAAGGCACCAUAAAUGUCCAACCCCGUGGGCAUAAGAAAUGUGCCACCUGUUCUAUUGUGUUUAAUAUGUUUUAAAAAUGAUGUUUUUUGUUCUCCUUCCCAGAUGAAAAGAUGGCAUCUACGCACCUGAUUUGGCAUCUACGCUCUUCUCGCUCACCCAUUGCGCUUGACCUCUGACCCUUAUCACUCUCAGUCACCAUAACAUCAUGACCUUGCUGUGCCGUGGACGCCUGAAGUUUUUAGUAGCGUCUUUAACUACCAUUGUGCUCCUUACCGGGCUGUACCUGCUGUCUGGAAACCUGGAGUAUGGUAGAUCCCUGUUCCUUCCUCCCUGUUUGGUGGACAUGCCGGCAUCUCAGUUCUUGGAACGAGCCAUCCUGAAGUCACGGGUUCGAGAGGUGGAAGAGGAAAACAGAAAGAUCAGACUACAGCUCAGCCAGUCACAGAGCACUGCUACCCAGUCAGCUGAGAGAAAUUAUCGCGACUUGCAAUGGGGUGCUUCUGCUGACAUUGGACCAGAGGACGGGUACAACACAUUGGAAGAGAAGAAGAACCACUCUGAGUGUUCAAGAUUGCCUGCCGUCCAGAAGUGUGAGGUAAUACACGUCGCCUGUGUUUGUGCUGGACACAAAGCCAGUAGAGAUGUGGUCACACUUGUCAAGUCGGUCCUCUUUCACAGGAGAAACCCUCUUCACUUUCAUUUUAUCACUGAUGCUGUGGCCAACCAAACUUUGAGCUCCCUGUUUCAGUCCUGGAUGAUUCCUUCUGUGCAAGUUAGCUUUUACGAUGCAGAAGAACUCAAGUCCGAGGUGUCGUGGAUACCAAACACUCAUUACUCAGGUAUUAACGGCUUGAUGAAGCUGACUCUCACCAAAGCCCUGCCACAUGACCUGUCAAAGGUCAUUGUCCUGGAUACGGACAUCACUUUUGCCACUGAUAUUGCUGAGCUCUGGGGUGUUUUCAGAAAGUUCACAGAUAAACAGGUCAUUGGUCUUGUGGAGAACCAGAGUGAUUGGUACCUUGGAAACCUGUGGAAAAAUCACAAACCGUGGCCUGCACUUGGCCGGGGCUUCAAUACAGGUGUAAUUCUCCUCUACCUGGAGCGACUCCGACAAAUUGGAUGGGAUCAGAUGUGGCGCCUGACAGCAGAGAGAGAGUUAAUGAGCAUGCUCAGUACAUCUCUGGCUGAUCAGGACAUCUUCAAUGCAUUCAUAAAGCAGAACCCGAUUUUGGUCCACCAAUUGCCCUGCUUCUGGAACGUUCAGCUGUCUGAUCACACUCGUUCUGAGCUGUGCUACACUGAGGUCUCUGACCUCAAGGUAAUCCACUGGAACUCUCCAAAGAAGCUUCGUGUGAAGAAUAAGCACGUGGAGUUUUUCAGGAACCUUUACCUGACCUUCCUGGAGUAUGAUGGGAACCUGCUGCGGCGGGAGCUAUUUGGGUGCCCAAGUCAGGCUCGUCCAGAGAGCAUCCAGUUGCAGACUGAUCUUGAGGAGCUGGAUGAGGAUGAUCAGUGUUAUGACUUCCGCCGUGAGCGACUCACCGUCCACAGAGUCCAUCUUUACUUCCUGCAGUAUGAAUAUACCCCCACAGAGGAUGAGAAUGAUGUCACUCUCGUAGCUCAACUUUCCAUGGAUAGGCUACAGAUGCUGGAGGCCAUUUGCAAGCACUGGGAAGGGCCCAUCAGCCUGGCCCUGUACAUGUCUGAUGCAGAAGCUCAGCAAUUCCUACGCUACGCUCAAGCCUCCGAAGUGCUGAAAACCCGCAAGAAUGUCGGUUAUCAUAUUGUUUAUAAGGAGGGCCAGUUCUACCCCAUCAACCUGGUGAGGAAUGUUGCCCUGAAGAAUGCAAACACUCCCUACGUUUUCCUGACGGAUGUGGACUUCUUACCAAUGUAUGGUCUCUAUGAUUAUCUCAGAAAAACUGUCACACAAUUGGACAUGGCAAAUAAUAAGAAGGCUCUGGUGGUUCCAGCUUUCGAGACACUGCGUUAUCGCUUGUCCUUCCCCAAAUCCAAAGCAGAGCUCCUCUCCAUGCUGGACAUGGGGACACUCUAUACCUUCAGGUAUCACGUGUGGCCGAAAGGCCAUGCCUCCACCAACUAUGCUAAAUGGAGGACAGCCACCACACCUUAUAAGGUUGACUGGGAGGCAGAUUUUGAACCUUAUGUUGUCGUGAAACGACAUUGCCCAGAAUAUGAUCAGCGUUUUGUGGGCUUCGGCUGGAACAAGGUUUCCCAUAUCAUCGAGCUUGACGCACAGGAGUAUGACCUUGUGGUUCUCCCGAAUGCUUUCAUGAUCCACAUGCCCCAUGCACCCAGCUUUGACAUCUCCAAGUUUCGCUCCAGCUCGAGCUACCGCAACUGCCUGAAGACUAUAAAAGAGGAAUUCCACCAGGAUUUAUCCAGGAAAUAUGGCUCAGCUGCUCUCAAGUACCUCACUGCUCAGAGAAACAUCUGAGCAAUGCUGUCAGACACGCAUUUUCACAAGAUAAAGAGCUCAUACAUACCGUUGAUUGAUUGGCGCUCAGCGAUGGCCAGCACCAAGUUGCAAUCCAACGGUAAAGCGUUACAGCCCCUACAGGACAAGAAGAAAGUUUAACAUGAUGGCAAAUAUCCUCAUUUAUAUGGAUUAACGAGGCCGAUGGAGGUGUGAGACUGAAAGAUCUUGCUUUAAAGCGUGUGAUUGAAAACAAUACAAUACAAUACAAUACAUGCUGAUUUAUAUAGCGCUUUCACAACAGCGGCAGCUGUAACAAAGCGCUUAACAAAACAGUUAACAUAAAGUAAAAUAAUAAACACAACGCAUAACAUAAAACACGGACAGUCGUGCAGUCCUAACCACUUUUCCGUCACACGCUUUGUUGUUUGAAGCAGUUUGAGAUGAAAGAGGAGAGACGUGGAAAUUUCAUUUCCAUUGUCCUAGACUUUAUCUUUAAUUAAACCAAGAGCAUCAUUUCGAGGAGUCAAAAAUAUCCUAAGUGCUUUGUGAAGCUUCAUUUUCCCAAGAGUAAUGAAUGCAUCCAUCCAUUUUAGAAUCCGUUCAACCUCACGAUGGGGCGUACUUUCCCAGCAGUCGGUUACAAGUUGUUUCGUCUAUCAGGGAUAUUUCAGGCAGACAUGGAUCUCUGGAAACCAAGUUCAAGAACACAAAACAAGCAGUACAGUUGGCAUUUACAUCACAUAGUUAGCAGUUGUGACGGUCAGCUGACCGUGAGGAAAUGUUUACGCCUUAUUACUUUGUACAGUAUUUACUAAGAUAUUUAAUAUUUUCAUAUCUACACUUGUAAAUAUAAACCGAUUAACUUAAAGAAAUGAGCCGGUUAAUUUGUCAUGUGUAAUGUAAUGUGUGGAGAUUUUGUACUGUAUCGGUGCCACACACUGUCAGCACUCUGCAUCUGGUUUAUUCCGGGUGGGUACGGAUCACUCUGCAAAUGUGCUUAAGCACCACAUGUUCAUGUGGUCUAUUCACAAAUGAAGAAUAGUAAGAUCAGGUAUCUCAUUAUUUUUCCUUCCAGGCGACGUUAAUAAGCAAUGCAGUGAUAGAGAACAACUCAAAAUUAAAAUUUGUAUUAUCGAGAAGCGGUUAUAUGUAUGACUGAAUUGCAGAUGCUUAGCUUUCUGUAUAUUUGGCAUUGUUGUCUUAUUCACUGGAUAUUGUGUGAUCUGCUGAACCGUUCCAACAACAGUUUUAGAGUGCAAAUUAAAUUAAAAAGCAAAUUCAUCAAAACAGCACAAAAAUUGGAGCCUAAUUCACAGAACAUUUUGUAUCCAAAUUGAUAAGAGUUCACCUUGUUUUUUGACCUGAGACUUUUGUUCAAAAAACACAAUUUCUCUUUGUUCAUACUGCAAGGUGUGAUGCCCAAUUUGUUCACAUUACAAAAACAAAUACGGCUUCUGAUGUAGCCACAAUUCGUUCGUGAUGUGGCACUCAUGCACAGAUGCUGAUUCACGUGCAACAAAAAAACGACUUCAUGUGGCGCAGUGUUUACUCAAGUGGCCCUGCAUAUAUAGCGACUCAUUUUAUCAUCUCAUGUUGCCAGAGUAGCGAGGCGGGAGGAGGUAGAAACAUUUUGGGGAUAUGAGGUAACGCUUCUCAAUCUCCUUGUUUCAUGGAGAUGUCCACUAAAGAUGACCUCAUGACAUUGCCGUGCAUAAUAAGUGAAACGCCUCCAUGGCUGAAUUACUAUUAUCGCCACAAAUGUCCACCUUAUGCUUCAUGUUUCAAGUGGGAUUAAUUUAAAGUCUAAUGUAAAGACAACGACAACAACUGUUACUCAAAAGAUGUGCACAGAUGAGAUCUCAUACAGAAGACACAUCGCAUACCUAUCUGAUUUAUAUCCACAUCCAAAAGAGGCCCAGGUUGUAAAAAUCGGAACUAUACCGAUUGAAAAAAAGAGAUAUGUGUCACAUAUGGGCAAAAAGUGAGAUGCAAUGUGAACACAGCCUUAGUUGGGUUUCCUAAAUAUAAAUGGCCACACCAAAGGAAGUUUCUUUGUUUUGUUUUGUUUUGGGGUUUUUUGCAUCAUCCUUCAACUACUUUUAAUCAUCUACAAUUUGUCCCUGCAGGAAUUUGCGACGCAACACUGGCAAAAUUUGCCCCGGAUUUCAAAGCCCUGUGUGGAAUUGAAAGCAGUCCGGGUGCCCAAUAUUACUUUUACAUGUAGUAUUUGAUCCUGGUGUCUAGACGUCGUGGUCAGACAGGAUACACCACAGAGUGUGAUUCCCAAUUCAAUUUUUUUUCCAUGUUCUCGUUCAUGUGACAAAAACAAAUGUGUCCUACAAUGUUAACUGGACGCAUCCAUGAUGUGACACACGUGUGUUUGAAUGACAUUUACUGUCAUACCGUGUGCAGUCUGUUAACAAUAUCUAGGUCAAGUGGCGAGUUUACAAUUUAAGUCUUAGCUUUAAUAUCACUUGUUCUGCCUCAAUUUCUUAGCUUUUUAGCUCGUCAUUUUAGAUCUUUUUUUUUUUUAACUGAACAUGGAAAAUCAACAUUUAAGCCGAGGAAGCAAGAUUUGCUCUCCGCACAAUCAAAAUUGUUCUCCACAGAAGCAACAUUUUUUUCACAGCAGAUUCCUGUGUGGACGAGACAAUGACCAAAAAUUAUUUUUAUACAAAUAUCUAUUUUUUGAAAAUUAUUUGUUCAUGAAUUCAUUUUGGUGGCAAUUACUUGACUUCUUUCUAUGGUUUCAGUCAUAACAGCCCUCCAAGUGAAACAGUAACUAAAAUAUGGCCCGCGACAAAAGUGAGAAACUAUAGCCAAAGGGGAAAAAGAGACAAAAGUUGUUUCUGUUGUCUUGUUCUCUCAUUGUGGCCCAGUGUUUUUGGGACCCCUGUUUUAGCAGCACAGAGAAUCUGAAAAGCCAAGAAUUAUAUUAUCAUGAGUGGGUGCUAUUGAGACCACUGGAUAAUAGUCGGCUAUUUCUAGAAACAAUGAGAAUGGGUGCUAAAUAGGACUCGGAAGCAACUACGCUACAUAGUCAAGCCAAAGAACAGCAUUUGGGUACUAUGUCAAAACUUUAUUUUUCAGUGUACAUAGCCUGCUGGUGUAUUAAAGCACCAAAGUAAAUUAAUUCAUGAGCUCUUAUUCCUUCUGUGAAUUUAAGUUGUGCUACCUUCACCGCAUAAGAUAUGCCACAAAAGGCAAGAUGGUCAAAUCUGAUUUUGAUCAGGAGAUUGGUAGAUUUGGUCCUCAAUGGUGUAUUCACGGUCAAACAAAAUGUGUGUGUGUGUGCGUGUGUAGGCGUGCGUGUGCGUGCGUGUGCGUGUGCGUGUGCGUGUGCGUGUGCGUGUGCGUGCGUACGUGCGUGUAUAAUACCGACUAAACUUUUGAGAACCAAACAUAUUCCAUUGGCACCUUUCAAUGAAAAACUAAAUAUCGUACCAAAACAAAAUUGCCUAGAUAAGUCAUAUUUUCGCUCCACACCCACAGACUGUCCCAAAGAACACUUUGGACCAGUGUUUAAAAAGGAUUUUUAUUGGUCUCUGGUUUUGAUAUCAUAAAAUCUUGGUACUGUAUUUGAAGAGGAGUGUGUCAAGGUAGUCCGGAGUUCUCCGGACAGAAUUGGAUUCUUCAAACGUAGACUCAGAGAAGGAUUGACAAAAAGGUUUUAUUCAUACAAAAACGUGCAAGGCCGACAAAGUACAGCAAAGGCCCCUGGUUACAAUUAACCCGGAAAUCACAAAAUAAAUGCUUGCAAAGGCAAGGACAAAAAACAAGAAAACCCAAAGCGCCUUACCUUAAAAAACCAUGACUAGAAUUAUCAACCAAAAUACUAUUUACAUAGAACAAAUCGGCGAAUUUUCCGACAGCAGUAGUUGGCGUGGCGUGGCUUUUUAAAGGCGGAAUGUAACUCCAAAUUUGGCUCAGGUGCGGCUCGUGAGGAAACGCCCACACUCCGGAUGGAGGAAACAAAGCAAACAGGACAGGAUCAUGACAGAGUGUGUAGACUUGGGUAGUUUUGUUUUGUUUUUUGUCAACUAUAACUAAUUAAUUAUCAUCACAGAUAUGAGUAAUGGUAGGCAUGUUACAUGUAUAUUACACUAUAUAUUUUAUAAAUGAGACCUCUGGACAUGAGAGAGAAAAAGUAGUGGACCAAAAGUGGAUACAACAUUUCAUGACUAGAGCAUUGCAUGGUUCUGGAAUUGCAAUACGGGAUUAAAAAAAUGUGUUUUAUGUGCAUCUCUAUCAACCUCCUCCCCGCAUUAAUUGAAUACACAAGGUGAAUAGAGAAACAGUCCAGGUUUUGAGCAAAGCGGAUGCAGCAAGGCCUUAACCGUGAGUCAACAGCAUAAUGCAUGAACAUGAAUCAUGAAUCCUGCCCCCGCACUCCUGCCAUCAAUGCCCCGUCCAUUGAGUUGUUGCUAAUUGUGGUAAAUGCUAUACUGUAGUGCCUUUGCUGUAUUGUGGAACUUGAUUUUGAUUGUCACAAAAAGGCCUGUCCUCAGGCACUCUAUUUAUUAUUAUUGGAUCUUAUUUUUCUAUGUAAGUGCUUGAAAUAAAUUUGCCCUUUUUUAA
Hippocampus zosterae (dwarf seahorse) is the source of this 7070-nucleotide messenger RNA. RefSeq names its product LARGE xylosyl- and glucuronyltransferase 2 (gene large2). The coding region runs from base 258 to 2510 and encodes 750 amino acids. Lineage: Eukaryota; Metazoa; Chordata; Actinopteri; Syngnathiformes; Syngnathidae. The transcript is spliced from 14 exons. The record is from RefSeq and is a predicted model, not a curated record. Gene Ontology annotation, molecular function: glucuronosyltransferase activity; xylosyltransferase activity. Gene Ontology annotation, biological process: protein O-linked glycosylation via mannose.